This is a messenger RNA of Seriola dumerili (greater amberjack), 345 nucleotides long. RefSeq names its product heat shock protein beta-7-like. Lineage: Eukaryota; Metazoa; Chordata; Actinopteri; Carangiformes; Carangidae. The record is from RefSeq and is a predicted model, not a curated record. The coding region runs from base 1 to 345 and encodes 114 amino acids. The transcript is spliced from 4 exons. Gene Ontology annotation, cellular component: nucleus; cytoplasm.
AUGGAGAAAGGUCAAGCUAUUUACUCUGGAGAUUCAGGAUCAAAAUCUCAGCAGAGCACCAAAGAACACAAAUUUACAGGACAUUCAUAUCCUACGGGGAAGAUCCAGGCGAUUGGAGACAUAUUCCAGUUCACAGUCGAUGUGAGUGAAUUUCCUCCAGAGGAUGUUAUCAUCACAUCCUCAAACAACCUGAUAGAGGUCUAUGCUGAGAAGCUUGGAGAAGAUGGCACAGUCACAAAUACAUUUUCCCACCGAUGUGAACUACCAUCAGAUGUGGACCCCAUGUCUGUGACCAUGACCAUGGAGAGCAGUGGGGUCUUGACUGUCAGAGCUCACAGGAUGUAA